Molecule: messenger RNA, 1472 nt
Organism: Daktulosphaira vitifoliae (grape phylloxera)
Lineage: Eukaryota; Metazoa; Arthropoda; Insecta; Hemiptera; Phylloxeridae
Exons: 7
Coding region: 126-1388 (420 amino acids)
Biological process (GO): sensory perception of smell; detection of chemical stimulus involved in sensory perception of smell
Cellular component (GO): plasma membrane
Molecular function (GO): odorant binding; olfactory receptor activity
Source: RefSeq, a predicted model, not a curated record
AGUCAUUACUUCAGUUACUCGUUAAACAGUCAAAUAUAUUUAACAAAAUAUAAUUUUAAUCAAUCUAUAAAGUUAAAAUAAUUAUUGUUUUAAAUAAUAAUUAAAAUAUUAUUAGAGGUAAAAUCAUGCCAAAUGACCAAUUAAUAAUGGAAAAUCCUUACAAUUUACAUCAAGGAAGAAAAGUUAUAAUAAAUAUGGAACUAUUUAGACUCUACGGAUUUUAUCAGUUAUUGAAUCCGAGAACUAAAAGGGUUUUUGGAUUUAAGAUUUACCUAUUAGCACAUAUGACAUUUAUCAUUCUGAACGCAAUAAUUGUACUCUACAGUUUAACAGGCAUAAUUUAUGCAGUUUUUUACGGAAAACUAAUUACAUAUGAUCAACUUUUUGAAUUGUUAUUCUAUUACUGUAAUUAUCCGUUUUGUCUCUACAAAUUAUAUACACUGAUAAAUAAUUCCAACUUCAUAUGGAAGUUUUAUGAUAUCGCUUGUGUGAAUUUUUUGCCUAAUUCAUAUGUGCAACGGGCCAAAAAAAUAAUGAAUAAUUAUAUUGGUUUAAGUAAAACAUUUACUUGGCUCUGUCUUGUGUUUUUCAUUCUAAUCAUUUGUGUUUGGAGUAUUUUUCCAUUAGUUUUUGGUCGAAAUCUGAAUGAAUCAAGUAUUCUUAAUUUAAUGUAUCCAGUUUCCUCUAAAACUUUUGAAAAAUAUUUUUAUAUAUUUUACUUAUUGGAAUUCAGUCUGUUGACUUUCAUUAUGUAUGCGAUUCUGAUGUUUGAUAUUUUUAUAGCAUCAUUUUGUUUUGCUAUAACUGCACAGUAUGAAACUAUUAUGAAAAGUGUUAAAAAAUUGGGUACUACAUACGAUCUCACUAGUGCAAACAAAGAAGAUAGUCAAAUAAAAUAUUGCGAAGAUUUAAAAAAUAUUAUAAUUAACUACCAAAAAGUUAAUACGAAAUUGAUGGAUUUUUUCGGGGUUAUACGUCGAGUUAUUUUAAUUCAAAUAGCUGAUUUUUCCAUUGGACUUGUGAGCUUAGCAUACUUACUUGUACUGCGAUUAUCUAAUAACAAUACAAAAAUAGUUGAUCUCAAAUUGGUUAUCUCAUUUAUAGCUAUAGCAAUUGAAUUUUUUAUGGAAUGUUAUUUAUUGGAACUUGUAACAGAAAAGAAAGAAGAAUUCAACUUAAAUUUGUUUAAAUGCAAUUGGACAAAUAUGAACUUAAAUUUUAAAAAAUGGAUGUUAUUAACUCAAAAACAAAACAACGCUAAUCAGAUUAACUUAAAACUUUCACCUAAAAAAAUAAUUAGCGUUCAGCUAUUUUUAAGCGUAAUAAAUACUUCCUACACAGUUGUAUCUGUAAUACUUAACACUAUAUCAAGCCCAGAUAAAAAAUAAUAAUAAAUGCGGUAAUUUGUUUAGUAUGAGCAUAAAUAUUGUAAACAAAAAUAUAUGUAUAGUUUAUCUUAAAAUUUAGACAAC